GGGCUCCCAUAACAGCCAAUUUUCAAAGUGUUUGCACUGAAAAGAGAGGAGGUGCUAUUUUGAUUGAUGUUUCAAUGCAGUAUAUAAAGCAGAGGAAUUCUUCUCCCCCUCUGCUUGUCAUACUGAUCUGCAUAUUCUCAACUGGACUUGGGGCUAUUAGUUGUUGAAUCUGAAGGACUGAAACUGAUUGGGAAUAAAUAGCGUAACAAUGCCGGAACCCACCCAGCAAGCUGAGAAAGAAACUAAAGCAGAAAUUUUGCCACCUGCAGAAACCGCGCCACCUGCAGAACAAAAGAAACCAAAAGAGGAUGGAACCGAACAGGCUAAAGAUGAAGAUGACAGUGCUUCAGUUAAUGCUCCACAAGCAGAUGGGACUACUCAGUCAGCGGAGAGAAAAGAUUCAGUAUGGUCUCUUGGAGAUGGAACUCCAGAAGAAACAGAGAAGCAUGACGAUUCCCAGAGAUCCACUUUAUUUAUUGAAAAACCACAGGGUGGUUCAGUGAAUGUUGGAGAAAAUAUUACAUUUAUAGCCAAAGUAGAAGCCAAAGAUCUUCUUCGAAAGCCAACUGUAAAGUGGUUCAAAGGGAAAUGGAUGGACCUGGCCAGUAAAGCGGGCAAACACCUUCAGCUGAAGGAGACAUUUGAGCGUCAUAGCAAGGUUUAUACGUUUGAGAUGCAAAUCAUUAAAGCUAAGGAAAACUACGGCGGGAACUACCGAUGCGAAGUAACAUAUAAGGAUAAGUUCGAUAGCUGCACUUUCGAUCUUGAAGUCCACGAAUCUUCUCAGCCUGCUCCAUCUAUUGACAUCCGAUCUGCUUUCAAAAGAAGCGGUGAAGGACAAGACGAUGCAGGAGAACUUGACUUUAGUGGUCUCCUGAAACGUAGGGAGAUUAAACAAGAGGAAGAGCCCGAGAUAGAUGUGUGGGAGCUCCUGAAGAAUGCUAAUCCCAGUGAAUAUGAGAAGAUUGCAUUUCAGUACGGUAUCACUGAUCUGAGAGGCAUGUUAAAACGUCUGAAACGUAUGCGCAGAGAAGAGAAGAAGAGUGCAGCUUUUUCAAAAAUUCUGGAUCCUGCAUAUCAAGUGGAUAAAGGAGGUAGAGUAAGGUUUGCAGUGGAGUUGGCAGAUCCAACGGUGGAGCUCAAGUGGUAUAAAAAUGGCCAAGAAAUACGACCAAGUACAAAGUACAUUUUUGAGCACAAAGGUAACGAACGAAUUUUGUUCAUCAAUAACUGCACACUGGCAGAUGACGCUCGCUAUCAUGUGACGGCUGGUGAUGAGAAAUGCUCCACAGAACUCUUUGUAAGAGAGCCUCCAGUGGUGGUGACCAAGGCCCUGGAAGACCUGAAUACCUAUGUUGGUGAAAGAAUAGAAUUAUCCUGUGAAGUGUCUGAAGAGGGUGCAAAUGUGAAAUGGUUUAAGAAUGGUGUGGAGCUGACCAAUGAACCUAGAUCUCGUUAUCGACUUAAGGUUGAUGGUAAAAAACACACUCUGAUCAUAGAAGAAGCUACAAAAGCUGACAAUGCAACCUAUUCGGUGAUGACAACUGGAGGGCAAUCAGCUGCUAAGCUUGCAGUUGAUUUGAGACCACUGAAGAUAAUGCAGCCACUAACAGACCAGACUGUGAGGCUUGGGAAAGAAAUCGCCCUGAAGUGUGAGAUAUCUGAGAACAUAGAAGGGAAGUGGUACAAAAAUGGGCAACUUCUUCCAGCUAGUGACCGUGUAAAGUUAUAUCACAAAGGAAGAAUCCACAGGUUGGUUAUAGAAAGCUCCACUGUUGAUGAUGAAGGUGAUUACAUGUUCGUACCAGAUGCCUAUAAAAUUAACAUACCAUGCAGAGUACAUGUCAUAGAUCCUCCGAGGCUUCACCUGGAAAAUCUUGGUGAAAAUAACACGGUGACAGUACUGGCAGGAAACAAACUACGAUUGGAGAUCCCAAUCUCUGGAGAGCCGACUCCAAAAGUUAUGUGGAGUAAAGGGGAUAAGUGGAUCAUGGAGACAGGUGGCAGAAUACGGGCAGAAACUUAUCCGGAUAGCAGCUGUUUGGUAAUUGAUAUAGCCGAGAGGGAUGACUCAGGUGUCUACAAAAUAAUGCUAAAGAAUGAGGCUGGAGAAGACUCAGCUAAUAUCAACAUCAAGGUGGUUGAUAUUCCGGACCCUCCUCUUGCACCAAAUGUGACUGAGGUGGGUGAAGACUGGUGUUUUAUGAACUGGGAACCUCCAGCCUAUGAUGGUGGCUCUCCUAUCUUAGGAUAUUUCAUUGAAAGGAAAAAGAAACAAAGCUCCAGGUGGAUGAGACUGAAUUUUGACCUGUGUAAAGAAACAACAUUUGAACCAAAGAAGAUGAUUGAAGGUGUUGCUUAUGAGGUCCGCGUAUUUGCGGUUAAUGCAGUAGGAAUUUCCAAACCAAGUAUGCCCUCAAAGGCUUUUGUUCCCUUGGCUGUCACCAGUCCACCAACUCUCCUGGCAGUUGAUGGAGUAACUGAUAGCACCGUUACAAUGAAAUGGCGGCCACCAGAUCACAUUGGAGCAGCAGGUUUAGACGGCUAUGUUAUAGAGUACUGCUUUGAAGGAACGGAAGAAUGGAUAGUGGCUAACCCAGAACUGACAGACAAAACAAGGUACACCAUCACUGACCUGCCAACUGGAUCCAGAAUUUUCGUGAGAGUGAAAGCUGUGAAUGCUGCUGGUCCCAGUGAACCUAGAUUGCACCCACAACCUAUUUUAGUCAAGGAAGUUAUAGAACCUCCAAAGAUUCGUCUACCAAGACACUUAAAACAAACCUACAUUCGAAGGGUUGGAGAAGCUGUGAAUCUUGUUAUUCCUUUCCAAGGAAGACCAAGACCAAAGGUAUCUUGGAAGAAAAAUGGUGCUUCCGUAGACAAGAACCAAAUUAACAUCCGCAACAGUGAAAAUGAUACUAUCAUCUUUAUCCGAAAGGCAGAGAGGAGCCACUCAGGAAAAUAUGACCUGAAAGUGAAAGUAGACAACUUGGUGGACAAAGCUACAAUAGAUAUUCAAGUAGUUGAUCGCCCUGGCCCACCACAUGUUGUAAAGAUUGAGGAUGUUUGGGGAGAGAAUGUUGCUUUAUCAUGGCAGCCACCGAAGGAUGAUGGUAAUGCUGCCAUUACUGGGUACACAAUUCAAAAAGCAGACAAGAAGAGCAUGGAAUGGUUCACUGUAAUUGAGCACUACCACCGAACCAGUGCCACCAUUACUGAACUCAUCAUAGGAAAUGAGUACUACUUCCGGAUCUUCGCUGAAAACAUGUGUGGCCUCAGUGAGGAUGCGACAAUGACCAGAGAGAGUGCUGUGAUCGCAAAGGAUGGUAAAGUCUACAAAAAUCCAAUUUAUGAAGACUUUAAUUUCACCGAAGCACCAAUGUUUACUCAACCUUUAAUUAACACAUAUGCUGUAGCUGGUUACAAUGCUACUUUGAACUGCAGUGUUCGAGGAAAUCCAAAGCCCAAAAUAACCUGGAUGAAAAACAAAGUGACUAUAAUAAAUGACCCAAGAUACAGAAUGUUUGGGAACCAAGGUGUCUGUACCUUGGAGAUCCGCAAACCCAACCCUUAUGACGGAGGCACUUACACCUGCAAAGCAGUCAAUGAACUUGGAGAGGCUGCAGUUGAAUGCAAACUGGAAGUGAAAGGUGGACUUUCGUUCUUCAGACUGUUAAUGCAAGGGGUGCCUCCGCAUAUCAUUCAUUCAUAUAUGCGAGAAAUGCAAGCAGGCAACCCUGAGGGAAAGUGAGAUCCCGUCUACAGUGCUUUCCCGCUACAGCAUUGGAAACUGGUAGCCAGCACUACAGCAUUUUAAUUCCUGCAAUAGCAUCACAACAGUGUGCCUCCCUGCUUUUUUCCCCCUUCCUGCUGCUGAAAAUAAAAGUUACGCAUGGAUUGCUUUGGAGUUGAAAUUGAAGCCAAGACACAUUUUGUAACAUUCAGCAUUGUUUUCUGUUUGAUAAUGCGUUUUGUUUGUUUUUUAAUGAGAAAGGAGAAGAAGCCACGUAAUACGCAUGAGAAGACACUCUUCUACUUUGUACUUCGUAGGGCUAGGCAUAUUUUUGUCAGAGUGAAAGUAGACUGAUCAACCAAUGGCAAUCCAGUAGGGCCUUGACGUACAUACCUUUUUUGAUAAUGGAGCUUAUUCAUCUAACAGUAGUUCAAAAUAAUACGGUUUUGCUAUAAAUUGACUGUUUAAUACACAUGCAUUUAAUGGUCAUUUCAGUUGAAUAUUUCUUCAUCUAGAUGAUUUAUAUUUCUUAUGACUCACCCACAAAUCAAGUUUCUUUCAACUGAAAUUAAAGUGUUUUAUUUAAUGUACAAUAAACAUGAAGUGUUUAAGAUCUACCAAAA
Gopherus flavomarginatus (Mexican gopher tortoise) is the source of this 4356-nucleotide messenger RNA. RefSeq names its product myosin binding protein C1 (gene MYBPC1). The record is from RefSeq and is a predicted model, not a curated record. The transcript has 30 exons. NCBI's taxonomy places the organism in Eukaryota, Metazoa, Chordata, Testudines, Testudinidae. Gene Ontology annotation, molecular function: protein binding. Bases 209 to 3751 code for a protein of 1180 amino acids.